Molecule: messenger RNA, 3204 nt
Organism: Heterotrigona itama
Lineage: Eukaryota; Metazoa; Arthropoda; Insecta; Hymenoptera; Apidae
Source: the annotation of a GenBank genome assembly
GUUAGAUCAAAAAUGGUCGUUUUAUCGUGGAACAACACGUCACCAGUAGGUGAUAUAUUUGAUGCGAUAAACCUAAUAUAAGAUAUUGAUAAAUUUUAAAAAAUGAAUGUAUUAAAUUACUAUAUCAUUGUGCAGGCCUAUAAUAAUUAUUGUUUUGUUUAAAACUCUGGAAUUGUGUUCUAACCUAUUUUUAUAAAAGUCGUCAAUAAACAUUAAAUAUAUUUAACAUUCUCUUUUCGUUAUGAUAGUAAAAUAACUGGAUACUUAUGUCAUUCAAGUUCUAUUGAUUUUAAAAAAUUUUUUUUUUUUUAAACAAUAAAUAAAAUCUAACUAAUAAUUAGUAGAGAUGAUUCUAAGAGAAAAUCUUUUUAUGUGUUUAUCAGUUUAUUGUUGAAAAACUACAAAAAAUUGGAAUUGAUUGAAAACAAGAAGACUGAUUCAAUUGUUAACAGUAGAUCAUUAUUAGAUAAAGUAUUGUAAUUGUAUAAAAGAGAAUAUGGAGUCAAAUGAAAGAAACCAAAUGUCAAAUGGAGAUGCUGCAAACAACAGAGAUGUCGAUUGGUCUAGAUAUGGUUUGCACAAUAAUACAGAAUCCCAAAGAAAUAACGAAACAUCGAGAAAUAAUAGAGAGUAUGCAGAAUUUGGGCCCGAGAUGUAUCAAACCGGAGCAAAUGAAUUGUUUGCUCAAGAAUAUAGUGCUGAUCCUUGGUGGAAAUCAAAUUUUUUUAUUUCUCAGCCUGUACUAUUUGGAACAUGGGAUGGGGUUUUUACAUCUUGUCUAAUUAAUAUUUUUGGAGUUAUUGUCUUUUUGAGAUCAGGGUGGAUAGUGGGCCAAGCUGGUGUUCUUAAUGCUGUUUUAAUAAUUUUAUGUACAGUAUGUAUUGCACUAAUAACUGUAUUGUCUGCUGUGGGAAUAUGUGAAAGAUGUCGUGUAGAGAGUGGUGGAGUUUACUUUUUACUAUCACAUGUGUUAGGAUCAAGAUUUGGUGGAGCUAUUGGAUUAUUAUAUUGUUUUGGACAGGCGGUGGGCUGUGCUCUAAAUGUUCUAGGAUUUGGAGAAUCUAUGGCUGGUCUGGUGGGUUUAGAAUCUGCAUGGGCAGAACGUGGUUUUGCUUGUACUGCUGUUAUCUUGUUAUCUGUUAUUAAUAUCGCUGGUGUGAAAUGGGUCAUAAAACUUCAAUUUAUUCUUUUAUUAAUUUUAUUGCUUGCUGGUGUAGACUUUAUGGUUGGAAGUUUUACACAUCUGAAUAUUGAAGCUGGUUUUGAAGGAUGGUUAUCAGGAAAUUUAAAAAAUAAUACUUUCACCAACUAUCAAGAUGGGUAUAGUUGGUUUACAGUUUUUGGUGUAUUCUUUCCAACAGUAACUGGUGUUUUAGCUGGUAUUAAUAUGAGUGGAGAUUUGAAACAUCCAUCCACUGAUAUUCCUAAUGGCACAUUGGCAGCUGUAGGAACUGGAACUUUUUUGUAUUUAUGUUUUUCACUGUUUCUUGGGGCUACUUGCACUCGAAAGGCACUACUUACCAAUUUUAUGAUUGCAUCAACGGUAUCUGCGAUUUCAGUAUUGCUAAUAGCAGGUCUUUACGUGUCUUCAUUUAGCAGCUGUUUGGGUGCAAUGUAUGGUACACCUCGAGUUCUUCAAUCUAUCGCUAGUCAAAAUGUGAUACCAGGAAUCAAUUGUUUGCAAAGAGGAAAAGGACCAAAUAAGGUACCUGUGUACGCAAUGUUAGUCGUUGCCGUAGUUACCUUGACUUUUAUCAUUACCGGUCAAAUUAACACGCUUGCGCCAAUUGUCACAAUGCCUUUUCUCUUAACAUAUGCCUGUUUGGAUUAUGCAUAUUUCGCCCUUGCGCAAACAUUCGAUAUACAAUUGUCUCGAGAACAGAGAUUUCGAACACAAUCCCCAACGUUCGAUCGUGACUAUGGCUCUGCAAGUAGGAAUAAUUCCAUAACGGAUACCGACAAUGAUUUGGAUAAUUUAUUCCCCGAACGAAUAAGGCAUAAAAAUCUUAUCAGAAAUCCUAGUCUUUCUGAAAAUAACGUAUAUAUAGAUUCUUCUCCAAGUAUUGAUGAAAGUGUCAGCGGUACAGAUAAUUCGGAACGAAAAAUUCAUAUCCAUAAUAAAUUGGGAAAUUGGUAUAGUCCUUUGUGUAACAGAUGGUUUUCAUUAUUAGGGUGUCUUAUAAAAUUAUUCAUCAUGUUUCUUGUUCAUUGGGGUUACGCUAUUGCCAAUAUUGUUGUCGUUUUCCUUGUUUGGAGUUACAUUGGUCACGCUAAUCCUGCAGUUAAACCAGGUGUUUCGUCUGAAUUUAAACUGUUUAAAUGGUUGAAAAUGUUGUUAUUAAGAAUUAUGGGAAGAAAAGUUUACGAUUAUGAACAAAUCGUGGUUACACCAGUGCAUCCUGGUGUAGAAACUUGCUCAGCGCAAUUAAAUGAGGAAAAUGAAGAUUUUGCUGGGAGAAGAAGAUAUCAUCAAACAGCCACAGUCACAGGACAAUAUGUCAACAUUGAUUAAAUACUAUAAUUUGCAAAGUAACUAAAAUAUUCAUUGGGAAUCAUACAUGAAUCAUUUCAAAAGGAAUUGUAUAAAAAUCAUAUUACUGUCGCAUUUUGAAAUAGGAUAAAACAGGAAAAGGAGCGUUGUUACUUGCAACGUUGUUGAUCGCACAAAACUAGUCUAGCUAAGAACAUUUCAUAUCUUAUAAUUAGAUACAAGGAAUUUUUUAUAAAAAUAUCACGUGAUAGCCUUAAUAGCACUAGUAGCCGAAUAAGAAAUAAGAAUACAAAAUACGGCGUCCUGAGUAACUGAAAGAAAGUCAUAUGACUUUUUGUCUACCAGUCUACUCGGUGUAUCUUAAAUAUAUUUGAAAUGCCAUACUGCCAGAAGCAUUUCUACAAUGGAGGGUCCAUAUAUUCAGUAAAUUAUUUUAAGAACUAUUUCUUGUGACAUGAGAUUAUUUAUUCUUUCAUAGUUUUUAUAAUUUGUAGUUGGAAUAAAAUCAUAAUAUUUUAUGUAUCAUAUAAAGGUAUGAAAAAAAUGAUGCUGGAUAUCAAAUCAUUUAUAUUAAAUACUCUGUAAAUAUGUAGUGAUGACAUAUUUAUAUGCUAUUUAACAUUUUUAUAAAUGUCGCUAUAAAGAUGAAUAUGUUACUAAUAAAAUAUACACACACAUAUUCAUAUAUACAUAAUAUACCUAAUAUGAAUAUA